Molecule: messenger RNA, 1521 nt
Organism: Zingiber officinale
Lineage: Eukaryota; Viridiplantae; Streptophyta; Magnoliopsida; Zingiberales; Zingiberaceae
Product: fumarylacetoacetase-like
Exons: 14
Coding region: 63-1343 (426 amino acids)
Biological process (GO): homogentisate catabolic process; L-tyrosine catabolic process; L-phenylalanine catabolic process
Molecular function (GO): fumarylacetoacetase activity
Source: RefSeq, a predicted model, not a curated record
GAUCAUACGAUAAUACCGGCUGUCUGCUGCACCUCCGCCUUCAGCAACAGAGAGAGAUAUAGAUGGGUUUGAUAUCCUUCGUCGAGGUCGAUCUCGAUUCGCACUUCCCCAUCGAGAACCUUCCCUAUGGCGUCUUCCGCCCCUCUUCCGCCUGCGGCGGAGGUGAUGCCGCCGCGCCGCGCCCCGGAGUCGCCAUCGGGGACUUCGUCCUCGACCUCUCUGUCGUUUCGUCCGCCGGCCUCUUCGACGGCCCCAUCCUCAAGAACUCCCCUUGCUUCCUCCAGGCAUCUCUUAACAUGUUUGUGGGAUUGGGACGGCCUGCUUGGAAGGAGGCGAGAUUGACUUUACAGAGACUUCUCUCAGUUGAUGAACCAAUACUACGUGACAAUAGUAGUUUGAGGGAGAAAUGCCUUUUGAAGAUGAGUGAAGUAGAGAUGCUUCUGCCUACUGUAAUUGGGGACUAUACGGAUUUCUUUUCUUCCAUGCAUCAUGCAAAGAACUGUGGACUCAUAUUUCGAGGACCAGCGAAGCCAAUUCAAGAAAACUGGUUUCAUCUUCCUAUUGCUUAUCAUGGACGGGCUUCCUCUGUUGUGAUAUCUGGCACACCUAUUGUCCGUCCAAGAGGACAAGCAUAUCCAACAGGAAGUUCUCCACCAUAUUUUGGACCCACACAGAAGAUGGAUUUUGAGCUUGAAAUGGCUGCAAUAGUGGGUCCAGGAAAUGAAUUAGGCAAACCAAUUGAUGUCAAUAUUGCAGCAGAUCAUAUUUUUGGGCUUGUGCUGAUGAACGAUUGGAGUGCCAGAGACAUCCAAGCAUGGGAAUAUGUUCCUCUUGGGCCUUUUCUCGGAAAGAGUUUUGGUACAACAAUAUCACCCUGGAUUGUGACACUAGAUGCACUUGAGCCUUUUGCUUGUGAAGCCCCAAAGCAGGAUCCUGAGCCCUUGCCAUACUUGACGGAAUCCAAGCAUGUAAACUAUGACAUUCCUCUCGAGGUCUGGAUCAAGCCUGCUGGGCACGAACAUCCUGUGCUUGUCACAUCCAGCAAUUUCAGUAAUCUGUAUUGGACAUUAACUCAGCAACUAGCUCAUCACACUAUCAAUGGAUGCAACUUAAGACCUGGUGAUCUACUUGGAACUGGGACCAUCAGUGGACCGGAAGAAGGAUCCGUAGGAUGCUUGCUGGAGUUGACUUGGAAUGGGCAAAAGCCACAAAACUUGAAUGGCACAAUUCGCAAAUUUCUUGAAGAUGGAGAUGAAGUCGUGUUUAAAGCUUGUUGCAAGGGAAAGGGCUACAACGUGGGAUUUGGAUCAUGCACCGGGAAGAUUCAGCCUGCCAUCCCCUGAAAACAUUCUUGCGGAGAGCUCAAGUCAAAAUAAAUUGCUGCAAUAAAAAUUACUACGUAUUUCAGAUGUUUUAACACUUCGUUUCCAAUGGUUUUUAGAGAUAAUGAGAAUUUUAUCACACUGUAACCUCAUAAUUAUGCUAAAAAAGUUCCUGGAGCAUUAGCAUUUCUAGAUCAAA